AUGUCUAAUGAAAUUAAAAUACACAAAUAUUUCGACCAAGAUCCCGCGAAGUGGUGCAUUCUCGGGUUUCUAAAUGAAUGUGAACUAGAACCUUUUGAAAUGAAAAUAGAUUAUUACAUAAAAUGGCUCAAAAAAAUUGUUGACUGUGAGCAAGACAUCAAGAAGAAAUGCGCUCAGGCGCUACUUGACAAAUAUCAAAAGGCGCUCAUUCAAGGCUCUUUGCCGAGCCACGAAACUGGUGUUGGCGCACCAGUUACCUCACUUGAGUUAUCUGAUGCCAAAGGCUCCUUGCCGAUCCAACAUCGGACCCACUGGGCACAGGUGACCUCCUGGGAUCCAAAACCAGACCGCAAAAAAGCAAGAGAGUGGAAGGAGAAGCGCUUGCAUGGUAAAACUUAUAUCCACCAGCAAAUUGUCGGAAACGGAAAUGUAGUUGCUUUUAAUAGUAAUAUCAACAGCGGAACUUUCACUGGAUUAUCAACAAGAGAGUUCAAUUAUGAUUUUAUGCCUAUGCCUACCCGUCAACCAAAGCGGAAGAAAUUAUUGUUGUCAAAGAAUAAAAAAUCGAAUGUCUCAGUUAAAAAAUCUAAAACCACCGACAGGAACAUAGAUGACGAUAUUGAUUAUCCAUUAAUCAGCGAUAAUAGAGUCAUUAAUUUAGCCGAGAGUACGGAUUUAUCGAAAGAUAAUUCUUCAUCAUCAAGUUCCAUGCGAGGUUCCGUUUCCUUCGAUGUCACCUUUGAUAACCAAUCACAAGAUCUUAAUAUUAGCAUAAUACCUGGUUCAGAGACUGAAUCCAUUAAUGUAUUUAAGAGUAUAAGCAGUGAAGCAAAGGAUCAUGAGUCCGAUGACGAUUUCAUGCCUAUCCAACCAAAACAGAAAAUAAUUUUAUCUUUACCAAAGAAGGCUGAUGAUGAUAAAGAUCCUAAGUCAACUGGUAGCAGUUCAAAACAGUGUAGUAAGUCAUCUGAAAAAGCAGAAAAGUUCGACAUAUCCGAAAAAUUGAAUAUCAGGAUGAAUCGGUCGAAAAAACAAAUAGGCAGAAGGAAAAUAACAAUAUUAAACGAGUGGACCAUUGAUGACACGAACAUAAGUGAAGCAUUUUUUCGUUUCAAAAGUUUUGCUGAAUCAAAAGCAGAUAGACAUGCGUUGAAAUUCUCCGAGCACCCCGGCGAAAUUCUCGCUCUAAAUUCUAUACUACUUUUGGAGGAAAACUCUGUCCGUGUACAAUUAAAUAUUUCAUCAGCCAUCCGCACAAAAAUUUUUGAGCAAAUGAGGACGAUAUACCCGAAAUACGAUUUACCGAAAGUAGUUGAAGAUAUAUGUCAUCGAUGUGCUCAAGUUGCCCGAAAGCAGACCAGGGAUGCUCUAGAAGAAGAAAUCGACAACGCUUAUAAUGAUUUAAGGUCGAACUCGAGUCCAUCCGAUAAAAAAUUGCUGAGAAUCGGUCGGAAUGUUUGGAAUCACAUUGCAAAUAAUUGGCGAACAAGUUUUGAUAGUCUUCAAACAAUAGAAGAUACACACGUACAUCAUUCAAUACAUCCUCUUUUAUGUCCAUUUUUCCCCGACAGACCGGAUAGGACAAUUGAUUGGGCAAACAAGUUGUCAUUCGUAAGCGCAUCUAGGAAAAAAAAUGUCGAAGGUGAAGGACAUAAACCCGACUUCACAAUCACAAUCAAUAAAAUAAGUGGCAAAUUUGAAGUUGUAUUUGGCCUAUUCAAAUCGCCUUACAAAAGUAGCACCCAUUUCGUAAAUGUUGAUUUAGUGGAUCUAGGAGUAUUAAUGAAAGACUCACUAGAUAACAUGUAUAACGAGAAAUGUCUUGAAUUAGACAUGGCUGUAUUUGGAAUCCAUGUAUUUGGUUAUAAUGUCCGUAUAUAUGUUAUGGACCUUUCGUAUGAUGCUGUAUACAGAAUGUAUUUGAUGGGAGAGUUUGAGAUGCCAAAAAGUAAUAUUAGCUUGUGUUUGGUUGAAAAUGCAUUACAUGAAGUAGAAAAUCUGAUGUUUCAGAAUUUCGUAGAAGAAUAUAUUGAAAAGCUUCCGUCCUAUACCACUUAUAAUGAAAACAUAAAAAUCCCAACCAAAAAGAUGAGAAUGACAAGGAAAACGGCAGCAACUCUUCGCAAGGUUGAG
Acaulospora morrowiae is the source of this 2133-nucleotide messenger RNA. Lineage: Eukaryota; Fungi; Glomeromycota; Glomeromycetes; Diversisporales; Acaulosporaceae. The record is from the annotation of a GenBank genome assembly.